Molecule: messenger RNA, 756 nt
Organism: Acipenser ruthenus (sterlet)
Lineage: Eukaryota; Metazoa; Chordata; Actinopteri; Acipenseriformes; Acipenseridae
Product: carcinoembryonic antigen-related cell adhesion molecule 5-like
Exons: 3
Coding region: 1-756 (251 amino acids)
Biological process (GO): cell surface receptor signaling pathway
Molecular function (GO): transmembrane signaling receptor activity
Source: RefSeq, a predicted model, not a curated record
AUGUGUCAGGGAGGCACAGUGCAGAUCAGAGGCACCACUGGAGCCAGAUACACACUCAGCCCUGUCACUCAGUCUCAUAGUGGACAGUACCAGUGUGAGGCACAAAGAGGAGAUCCACCACGUUCCUCUCAACGCAGUGAUCCUGUUACACUGACUGUGUCUGAGGGACGCCCAAAGCCUGCACUGACCCGGGAGCCUGCAGGAGAGAUAUUUGAAGGAGACACAGUCACCCUGAGCUGUGUGGUUGAGGGGGGCUCUGGAGGCUGGAGAUAUCUCUGGUACAAAGACAGGCAGGGAGCUCCAGUGUACCAGACUGACAGCAGCAGUGGAACUGGAGCCGGAUACACAAUCAGUGCUGCUGCUCUGUCCCACAGUGGAGAGUACUGGUGUGGAGCUGGACGGGGCAGGAACACGUCUUACUCACAAUACAGCGAUCCCAUCUGGGUAAAUGUAACUGCUCUGUUUUCCAGGGUGACUCUGACAGCAUCUCCAGGAGCCACAGUGAAGGAGGGAGAGGCUCUUAACCUGACCUGUGAGGCAGCAGUGAACAAAACCCCCCGCCCUGAACUCCACUACACCAUUGUGAGAGACGGGGAGCCUGUGACUAACAGCACUGACUCUGCACUGUACAGCAUAGCCAGCACUGAGAAGAGCCACACUGGGAGCUACACGUGUGCUGUGGAGUCACAGGGAGUGAAGAAGAGCAGCCAGGAGCUACAGAUUGAACUACAAAGUAAGAUUACAAACCCAUCCUAA